UAUGUAUGUUAACUUUAAAAGUUAAUAAUUUUAUUUAAUCGUUUUUGUAAAAGUAAUAAAUCAUUAUUUUAUUGUUAUUGUAGAAUGAAAUGGUUGAGUUGCGACGAGACAAACUUAUUCAAUUUGAAGAUGGCUUGCUACUAGUAGUUGAUGAGGCUGCUAUAUAUAGGCAGGUGUUAGGUGAAGGAAAAUACGGUUGGUUACGAGGUUUAGGUCCUACACCUGGAAAAAAGAUCUCAGUGGAAUUAUCAUCCAAACAUAAAGAGAUUGAAGAAGAACGUUUGGACAAAUUAGAGAAAAUCAUUGAAGAUCUAAGGAAGGAUCAAGAUAAUAAUGUUGCAAGAAUCGUUCAAGAGAAUAUGAAAAUAUUCUAUGAAUCACAACAAGGCAGAUUAUUAGAGGAACGAUCAUCAGAGUCACCAAUCAGAAUUCCAUCAAUGGAUAAACAAAAUAGUUUUUUCACGCAACUGGAGCCAAGUAAAGAAAAAGAUCAACCCUCAUCUUCACAAAAACCCACUAAAUCGUCCUCAAAUUUAGAAGAAGUGCGAGAUUCUCCAAUUAAAUUUGAGAUUCCUAAGGACACUCCAAAGGGUGUAAAAGCUGCAUUACUAGCUGUUCGAUUUAUAAAAGCUUCACACACUUUUUCCAUGGUCAUGGACCCAGAAAUUUUGGAUAAUGAUGAAUAUUUACAUAUUUCACCUAUUGAUGUAAUUCAUCUAGGCACUAUGAAACGGAUUGGAGCUGCUUGCAUAGUAUUUUACAUUAGGAUCUUACAUGAAAAGUUGGUGAAGGCAAAUCGAGCACAAUAUUUUCGUUUCUUUCAUCCAAUUUUAGCUUUGGAUUCAUGUCAAGCACAAAAUGCAAUGACAAUGGCAGAUCGCAUGGAAGGAACAGAAGCGGGACAAUUUUGGUUGCUUUCUGUUAAUACUGGGUAA
Messenger RNA from Cannabis sativa, 935 nucleotides. RefSeq lists its product as uncharacterized. The transcript has 3 exons. The record is from RefSeq and is a predicted model, not a curated record. The coding region runs from base 90 to 935 and encodes 281 amino acids. NCBI's taxonomy places the organism in Eukaryota, Viridiplantae, Streptophyta, Magnoliopsida, Rosales, Cannabaceae.